ACAACAAAUUUGUGAAGAAAAAACAUUUGCAAUUUAUAAAAGCCAUAACUUGUUUAUUUGCAGGAAAAUGGAGGAGAUGUGCAGAGUUUGCAUGGUCAAAUCCGGAGCACUCGCAAACAUUUUUGAUGAGACACAAAAAUGGGACACUUGCAUUGCUGACAUGAUAGCCCAGUGUACCGGUUACGUGGUUAGGCGAGGGGAUUCACUGCCAGAAAAAAUAUGCCCGCCUUGCCUUGAGGAUGCAGUGAGUGCAUUCAAUCUUAAGAAAUCCUGCGAGCAGAGCCAUCGACUAUAUUUUCCAGUGAUGGAAGAGGAUGUGAAAACAGAUCUCUGUGAUAAUUUUGAACAGAACGACUGGAACAUGUCAAUAAGCAGAAAAAAAGCGACGAUUUUGGAAACUGAUGAAAAAAUAUGUAAAGGUGAUAAGGAUGUGGAUCUUCUGUUUAAGUGUACUCACUGCUCGAAGUCUUUUAAACGGAAAUGCAAUUUGCAAAAUCACAUCCGUAUGCACACGGACAAACAAUCCUACCAAUGCUGUCACUGUUCAAAGUCGUUUAAUCGAAAAUCAAGUCUUCAAAGUCACAUGUGUUAUCACACGGAGGAGCGACACAACAAAUGUGUCCACUGCUCAAAGUCAUUCGUAACCAUGAGCGCACUGAAGCGGCACUUUCUUACUCAUAUCGACGGACAACCCUACAAGUGCUCCGACUGCUUAAACUCCUUUAAAACUGAAAACGAACUCAAAGAACACAUCCGUGUUCACACAGUGGAAGAGCCCUACCAAUGCCCCCACUGCUCAAAGUCAUUUAAGCUAAAAUCGAUUCUCCAAAGACACUGUCGUACCCACACUGCGGAGAGAGCUUAUAAGUGUUCUGACUGCUCAAAGUCCUUUAUUACUCAAAGCGAACUCAAAGUACACAUCCGGGUUCACACAGGGGAACAGCCCUACCAAUGUCAGCACUGCCCAAAGUCAUUUCAGCGAAAAUCUAAUCUUAAAAGACAUAAUCGUAUCCACACGGGGGAGAGACCUUACAAGUGUUCCGACUGCUCCAAGUGUUUUUCCAUCGCCACAAAUCUCCAGGCUCAUAUCCGUCGAUGGCACACAACUGACCGACCCCACAAGUGCACUCACUGCCCGAAGUCGUUUACAGAAAAAUCUCAUCUCCAGAUACACAUGCGUAAACACACGGGGGAGCGACCGUACAAGUGUACCCAAUGCUCAAAGUCCUUUACUCGAACCGGAUCUCUCCGGCGACAUAUCAGUACGCACACGGAUGAACGACCCUACAAAUGCACCGACUGUUCAACGCUGUUUCAACAAAUAUCCCAACUUCAAAAACACACCCUUAUGCAUACCGGCGAACGACCGUACAAAUGCAGUGACUGCUCACAGUCCUUUCUACAAAAAUCCCAACUUGAGGCACACAUCCGUACUCACACGCGACCUUACAAAUGCUCCCACUGCUCGAAAUGCUUUAGAGAAAAAUCCAAUCUUAAAAGACAUACCCGUACGCAUACGGAUGAACGACCCCACCAAUGCUCACAAUGCUCGAAAUCAUUUCAAGAAAAAUCGAAUCUCCAAGUGCACAUACGUUCUCACACAGGGGAGCGCCCAUUCAAGUGUACCCACUGCUCAAAGACAUUUAGAUAUAAAAAUAAUAGCUACCAGAGACACGUAAUUACUCACACAAGGAGUGACAAGUAUGCCAUUCCGGCACUUUUCGAGAUCACUUCCAUAAGAACACUGAAAAUGGAAGGUGUAGAAUAAGAUUUUUAAGCUUUUUUUGAACAAAGGCUUGGUAUGUUCAAUUAUUUCCACUAUCUUUACUGCGAAAAUUCUGCAUUAAAAUGAUGUAUAAAGAUA
Molecule: messenger RNA, 1864 nt
Organism: Drosophila persimilis
Lineage: Eukaryota; Metazoa; Arthropoda; Insecta; Diptera; Drosophilidae
Product: gastrula zinc finger protein XlCGF57.1
Exons: 2
Coding region: 68-1768 (566 amino acids)
Biological process (GO): regulation of transcription by RNA polymerase II
Cellular component (GO): nucleus
Molecular function (GO): zinc ion binding; DNA-binding transcription factor activity, RNA polymerase II-specific; RNA polymerase II transcription regulatory region sequence-specific DNA binding
Source: RefSeq, a predicted model, not a curated record